Molecule: messenger RNA, 702 nt
Organism: Trichoderma reesei QM6a
Lineage: Eukaryota; Fungi; Ascomycota; Sordariomycetes; Hypocreales; Hypocreaceae
Exons: 2
Coding region: 1-702 (233 amino acids)
Biological process (GO): riboflavin biosynthetic process
Molecular function (GO): riboflavin synthase activity
Source: RefSeq, a predicted model, not a curated record
AUGUUCACCGGAAUCGUCGAAGAAAUCGGAGUCAUCUCCCGGCUGGAGAAUGAUGCCGCCACCGGCAGCUCCGUCAUGACAGUCUCCAUUCCCUCCGGGUCCAACCUCCUCGCAGACUGCCACGAGGGCGAUUCCAUCGCCGUCAAUGGCUGCUGCCUCACGGUGACUUCCUUCACCAACGAUAGCUUCACCAUUGGCGUCGCCCCCGAGACGCUGCGCAUCACCAACCUCGGCACGCUGGUCGAGUCGAGCAGAGUCAACCUGGAGCGGGCUGUUCGCGCGGAUACUCGCAUGGGCGGCCACUUUGUCCAGGGCCACGUCGACACAACUGCCGAGAUCCUCUCGGUGAUACCAGAUGGCAACGCCCUUACUUUCCGGUUCCAGCCUAAGAAGCGCGAAUUCCUGCGCUACAUCGUGUACAAGGGAUUCAUCGCCAUUGACGGAACCAGCUUGACUGUCACCCAGGUCAACGAUGAUGAAGGCUGGUGGGAAAUCAUGCUGAUCACCUACUCCCAGGAGCGGGUUGUCAUGGCGAAGAAGGGCAAGGGAGACACGGUCAACAUUGAGGUCGACAUGAUGGCCAAGUAUGCUGAAAAGUCCCUGGCCGGCAUCCUGGGUGGUGACGGAGCCGCUGCCUCCAUUCCUCUCCUCGAGAAGAUUGUUGAGCGUGUCGUUGCGAAGAGCCAGGGAGCAAAGCCAUAG